Messenger RNA from Chironomus riparius, 2685 nucleotides. NCBI's taxonomy places the organism in Eukaryota, Metazoa, Arthropoda, Insecta, Diptera, Chironomidae. The record is from the annotation of a GenBank genome assembly.
AAACAUCAAUAAAUCAUCACCAAGGUACUUCCCAAAUACAUUCUUAUUCAUAACAACUUCCAGUGACAUGACGUUGUAGAAUAUAUUAGCACAUGCAGUGAGUAAAAUCUCACUCAUUUCCAUUAUACGAGAUAAUCUCUUAAAUCGAGAGUAUAAGGUUUGAUCCUCUCCUGUUUAAGUCAGUAUAGAUUAUGAGAUGAAACCAAUUUGGUUUAUUAUCGCAUUAUGCCUAGAUGAGUCGAUUGCUAAAAUUGUUCUAAUUUGUCAUUUGAAGCAUUCAGACGUUGGACAUGGACAUUUUGAAACUUGUGAAACUAGUAAACCAGCAAUUGACACAUCAACUGAUAAAAUCAUAGAUACAGCUAUUGGAUGGUCAAAAUCUAGAACAACGAAUGAUGUGCAGCAAUACUAUACUGAAUAUGUAAACUGUGUCCAUUUCCCGUUCGACCUAAACACAGUUUUUCCUAAUUUAGAAGUGAUAAGACUUUGGAAAUCGAAUGUCAAGUUUGUGGAUAAUAUGGAUCUGAGGAACUUAGUCAAUCUUAAAAUAUUUGAUUUAGAAGACAAUAACAUUGAAGUGCUGCAAAGUGAUUUAUUUAUUAAUAAUAUUAAGCUUAAGGAAAUUUACUUGCAGAAAAAUAAGCUCAAGUUCAUUGCUGCUCGUGUCUUUAAUGUUAUAAACCUUAUUGCCUUGAAUCUUGAAGAGAAUCUUUGUGUCAAUGGAAAGGCUUAUAAUGACAUUAGUGCCAUGCUGACAUUGAAGUUGAAAGUUGAUGAAAUUUGCUCGGCACCUGAAUUUUUAUUGACGAAAAAUGAGCAGUUGAUUAAAACUAUUGUGGACUUGAAUUAUACAUUGACAGAGGAAUCAAAGAAGAGAGGAAGCUUAGACAUUGAGUAUUCGAAGGCAAAAAGCUCACUAACAACAUGCGAGGAUGAAAGAUCAACCAUCCAAAAUGACAAAUUUAGAAUGAAUUCACAAAUAAAGAAAGAUGCAAAUUCCAUCAAGAAACUUAAUGAUGAAUUAAAGUCUGUAAAGGAAUUGAACAAUGAUCUAACUUCCGAGAAUGUCAAAUUAACAAAUCAAGUCAAAAAGCUAAGCCUAAAGCUCAAAGAUUCUGAAGAAAAAGUUUAUGACUUGAUCACCAAUAAUCGUGCCUGUACAUCGGAAUCAAGUGAUUCCUUAAAGGAAAGAACACUGAAAUAUGAAAAUGAGAAACUAUCAAAAGAAAUUCAGGAACUCAAAUCAUUCAAGAAUGACUUAGAACUUGAAUGGAGAAUAGUUAGUCUGGAAUGUCAAUUUGUCAUUUGGAACAAUGUCUAUACAUGCCAAACUGACAAGCUCAAAGUCAAAAUAGAUGAUGCUGAAGUUGUUGUAGUCGGGAAGCAUGUAAAAGGAAAGAAAAGUAGCCAGGUUAAAAAGCUAGUCAUUAAUUCAGAAGAUGUCAAAAUGAUUUUCCUUCCAAUAAACUUAGGAACAGUCUUUGAAAAGGUCCAGUCAAUCAUCAUUCAGAAUUCGAACUUAAUUUCCAUUAAAAUUGAAAAUUUUGAUAACAUGAAAGAAUUGAAGGAAAUUCUGUUGGAUUACAAUGAUAUUGAGGAGAUUCCGUUUGACACAUUUACAUAUCCAGUCAAUUUGGAAAGAUUGUCACUAGGACACAAUAAAAUCAAGUAUCUCAAUAAGGAUUUAUUCAAGGAACUGAAGAAACUUAAGUAUCUCUUCGCGAAUGACAAUAAAAUCCAAAAGAUCAACGCUGAAUUACUAAAAUUCAACAACAAACUGGAACUAGUUAAUCUACAGAACAACAACAUCAAGCAUAUUGGACUCAAUGCUUUCAAAACCUUAAAUAAACUAAUAUUGAUCAAUCUAGAAAACAAUAAAUGUAUAAGUGUGAAGUAUAACCUCGAGCAAUUGAAUAAGGAAACGAACACGAUCAUCUCAAAAUGCUCAUCUCCAGAAACACAGGACAUUGAUUGCCAAUACGAAAAUUUUGAUUCCGUAUAUACAUGCAGCAUAAUUGAUAUUAGAAUUGAAAGUGACAAUAUUUUAAUUUCAAACAUCGAAGGAAAUCAUUUGGUAACAAAUGGAAAUGACAAUGUCAAGCUGAUAAAGGCUUACAAUCAGGAUUUGAAGUUUUUUCCAACUGGAUUCUCCAACUUUUAUAAAAAUGUUGAAAAAAUUGAUGUGAAAAAUUCUCAGCUGGUCGGAAUUGGUGAAAAUGAAUUUAUUGGACUGAUAAAAGUCAAGGAACUGAUCCUAUCUAGCAAUAACAUAAACAACCUUCAUGAAAACAGCUUUAAAGACCUUAAAAAUUUGGAGAUUCUGAAUUUAUCAAAUAAUCAAAUUACCAAACUUCCGAACAAAGUUUUUGAACAACUUACAAGUCUAAAAACUUUGGAUAUAUCCACAAAUAAAAUUCAGAAGCUUCCGACCAAUUUACUAGCGAAAAACAUAAACCUAGAGAUAUUGAAUGCAAGUGGAAACAAGCUUUCUCAAAUUCAUUCAGCACUGCUCAACAGAAAAGUUAAAUUGAAGGAAGCAAAUUUCAAUUCUAAUUCAUGUAUAAAUGCUCGAAUGCCUCAUAUAUCCUUAGAUUCAUUGAUAUUAUUAUUUGUAGAAAAUUGUAGUCAGAUUGACCAAUAAAUAGAGUAGAUCUGAGUGGAUGAAUCUUUUUACAACUAGCAUAA